AUGCCACCCAUUCUCCAGCGCCUGCAGCAGGCCACCAAGAUGAGCCGCAGGAAAAUCCUGCUGCUGGUGCUAGGGUGCAGCACCGUAACCCUCCUCAUCCACCAGGGGACGCAGCUCAGCUGGUACCCCAAGCUGUUCCCCCUGAGCUGCCCGCCCCUGCGGGACCCGCCAUCGCGUCCCAAGCACAUGACCGUGGCCUUCCUGAAGACGCACAAGACAGCAGGCACGACGGUGCAGAACAUCCUGUUCCGCUUUGCCGAGCGUCACAAUCUGACGGUGGCCCUGCCGCACCCGAGCUGUGAGCACCAGUUCUGCUACCCGCGCAACUUCUCUGCGCACUUCGUGCACCCUGCCACGCGGCCGCCGCACGUGCUGGCCAGCCACCUGCGCUUCGACCGCGCCGAGCUCCAGCGCCUCAUGCCGCCCGGCACCGUCUACGUCACCAUCCUGCGCGAGCCGGCCGCCAUGUUCGAGUCACUCUUCAGCUACUACAACCAGUACUGCCCGGCCUUCCGGCGCGUGCCCAACGCGUCGCUCGAGGCCUUCCUGCGCGCGCCCGAGGCCUACUACCGCGCGGGCGAGCACUUCGCCAUGUUCGCGCACAACACGCUGGCCUACGACCUGGGCGGCGACAAUGAGCGCAGCCCGCGAGACGACGCCGCCUACCUGGCGGGCCUCAUCCGCCAGGUGGAGGAGGUCUUCUCGCUGGUCAUGAUCGCCGAGUACUUCGACGAGUCGCUCGUGCUGCUGCGGCGCCUGCUGGCCUGGGACCUGGACGACGUGCUCUACGCCAAGCUCAACGCGCGCGCCGCCGGCUCGCGCCUGGCCGCCAUCCCCGCAGCGCUGGCGCGGGCCGCGCGCGCCUGGAACGCGCUCGACGCCGGCCUCUACGACCACUUCAACGCCACCUUCUGGCGCCGCGUGGCGCGCGCCGGCCGCGCGUGCGUGGAGCGCGAGGCGCGCGAGCUGCGCGAGGCCCGCCAGCGCCUGCUGCGGCGCUGCUUCGGCGACGAGCCCGUGCUGCGGCCGGCCGCGCAGAUCCGCACCAAGCAGCUGCAGCCGUGGCAGCCCAGCCGCAAGGUGGACAUCAUGGGCUACGACCUGCCCGGCGGCGGCGGCGCCGGCCCCGCCACCGAGGCCUGCCUCAAGCUGGCCAUGCCCGAGGUGCAGUACUCGAACUACCUGCUGCGCAAGCAGAAGCGCCGGGGCGGCACGCGGGCCCGGCCCGAACCCGUUCUGGCCAAUCCCCCGCCUCGGCCCAUCCGAGUGCUGCCCCGCGGCCCCCAGGGUCCCUGA
Cynocephalus volans (Philippine flying lemur) is the source of this 1296-nucleotide messenger RNA. It is a transcript of the gene GAL3ST3, whose product is annotated as galactose-3-O-sulfotransferase 3. Lineage: Eukaryota; Metazoa; Chordata; Mammalia; Dermoptera; Cynocephalidae. Gene Ontology annotation, molecular function: galactosylceramide sulfotransferase activity. Gene Ontology annotation, cellular component: membrane. The coding region runs from base 1 to 1296 and encodes 431 amino acids. The record is from RefSeq and is a predicted model, not a curated record. The transcript has 2 exons. Gene Ontology annotation, biological process: glycolipid biosynthetic process.